AGAAGCCCUCGGGCGGCAGCUCACGUGCGUCCGAGGAGGACACGGGGGCGGAGCCUCGGCGGGGCUCGCCCAAUGGCCUCCCUGCCAGCGUCGGCGCAGCCAAUGGCGAGGCGGGGAGGGGGCGCGGCGGCCAGGAGCCCCCCGCCCCGUGGGGCAGCGCCCGCCAGCAGCAGCCCCUGCCCGCCCGCCCGCCCGCGGCGGGGAGGGAUGGAAGCGGCUCCUCGGCCCGGAUCGCGCUCGCCGCCGCCGCCUGCCCGCCCCGGUCCGCGGCAGCCGCUGCGCGCAGCCCCUCCGCUCCUCCAUCUCCUGGCGCAGCAGGGCGGCGAGGGUCGCGCCGGGCCGGGCGACGGGCUGGGCUGCUGCCCCCUCCCUGCUGCCGCCCGGGCCGGCCCCUUCCCGAGCGGGCUGACUCCCGGCGAGCCGACCUCGGCCUCCCUGCUCCACGCUCGGGCCUCGCCCGCGGGACGCGCAGGCACUUGCUUCCCCGCCAGGUCUGGGACACCCCAAAGCUGAAGGGCACAGAGGAGAUGCUGUGAGUGACUGUGGUCCACCCCCAACCCCCCCCCCGGGAGCAACUGGCGCCGCCGUCUUCUCCAGCAGCAGACGCAGAGACCUGCGCUCCGUGCCAGUGCUGGCUCCUGAUCUCUGCCUCCUCGGCGGUUCCUCCAGCGCAAGCCCACAGAGACCCUUGCUCCUGCCAGGCUGAGAGCCCCGUUUCUGCCUCUGCAGCUGGGGACGAAGUCUCGAUGGGAACGGCAAAUGGCCGCCGCUUUUAAGGAUGACCUCUGCAGACUUGAAGCCACCCCUGUUGGGAAAAGAGGAGCUGGUGACGCAGGACGCCUUCAUGGCCUCCACUUAGGAGGUGAGGCGUCUGUAUUUGCGCAGGAGGCACCGCGAGUUGCUCGCUCGCUCGCUCGCUCUGGGCACGCUCCUGGGAGAGGAGCGAGCGUUGAAUGACUCCUUCGAGAGAAAGAGACCCUGACGCUGUUUGCUAGCAAGGCUGGGGCGGCAUCAGAGGGAAGGGCCGUCCCUGGCAGUCUGGUUGGCAGCUGUGCACCCUGCCCCACCCCCUGGGGGA
Molecule: messenger RNA, 1078 nt
Organism: Hemicordylus capensis (graceful crag lizard)
Lineage: Eukaryota; Metazoa; Chordata; Lepidosauria; Squamata; Cordylidae
Product: atherin-like
Exons: 2
Coding region: 73-513 (146 amino acids)
Source: RefSeq, a predicted model, not a curated record